AUGGCCGACAAAGCCCCUCCCUCCGUGGCAGCAAUUGCUGUUUCCUCGGUCCUUCUGGGCCUGCUGGCAGGCUACUUCAUUGGUCAAGGCAAAGGCAUCGGUGUCUUUGGCGGUCCAAGCAAUAGCAGAACGAGCUGGCCGAAUAGCUACGACGUCAAGGUCCACGCCGACUCGAGUGAUGACCAGGCUGACGAUGAGGAGGAUGAGGAGGAGGAGCAGGAGGAGGAAGAGGACGACGAAGAGGACGGUGACGGCAAAGAGCUGAAUGAUUUCAGAAAUUCUACAGAGGAAGUGAAACUGGUACUGGCUGUUAGAACGGACCUUGGAAUGGGCAAAGGUAAGAUUGCAGCUCAAUGCUCUCAUGCGACGCUCGCUUGCUACAAAUACCUCCUCAAACAUCCUACCUCGACGCCUUUGUUGAAACGCUGGGAGUGGGGAGGACAGCCCAAGAUCGCCGUUCAGGUCAAGUCUGAAGAGGAGUUGGAAACUUUACAAGCACAAGCCAUCAGUUUGGGUCUUUGUGCUAGGAUCAUCCACGAUGCAGGCAGAACGCAGAUCGCUGCUGGCAGUGCAACUGUACUAGGAGUGCUCGGUCCGAAGAGCGUUGUUGAUCAGGUUACUGGGCAUCUGAAGCUAUUGUGA
This is a messenger RNA of Capronia coronata CBS 617.96, 642 nucleotides long. RefSeq names its product PTH2 family peptidyl-tRNA hydrolase. Gene Ontology annotation, cellular component: cytosol; mitochondrion. The record is from RefSeq and is a predicted model, not a curated record. Gene Ontology annotation, molecular function: peptidyl-tRNA hydrolase activity. The transcript has 2 exons. The coding region runs from base 1 to 642 and encodes 213 amino acids. NCBI's taxonomy places the organism in Eukaryota, Fungi, Ascomycota, Eurotiomycetes, Chaetothyriales, Herpotrichiellaceae.